AUAUAAAUGAGUCAAAUAUAAGUUUAAACUUAUUAAGUCAAAAUGUCUUAUGUCAACAACACCUUCAUCAUUCUCAUCAUCCCCACCAUCUGCAUCAUCCUUUUCAUCCUUCUACUUAUCACCAUCAGCAGCAACAACAACAGCAACAAGAGGAACAGCAUCAAAAUCAUCAAAUGAAUAAUAUUCAAUCAGAACAUUUGCAUUCAUCUCAUAAUCAAUGCGGAUUAGUACAAUUACCAGAUGUUAAUUCAGAGAGUGCAGGGGGGAGAAGGCGGAGAAUAACUAUGAAUUCAUGUCCACCGUCUAUAUCGGAGACAUUAUUGAUGACAACCGGUGAGAUAAUCAUACCUACUAUAGUACAUCAGAUGCUGAGGCAUUACCAACACCAACGCCACAACCACCACGACAGCCAUUAAUUAAUCAAUAUUCACAAUAUCAUUUAAGUAAUAAAUACUUAUCAAUAGAGAAAUUUGAAAAUCUUUCUCCAUAUACUACUACUACUACUAAUACUAAUGAGGAUGAUGGUAAUAAUAUGAAUGGUAAUUUGCCAAUGAUUACUACUCAGUCAUUCACAUCACCUUCGUUAACAAUGACAACAACAACGACAACACCUCCAUCCACAUCAUCAUCACCAUUGCUAUUAUCAACUCUACCAACAUUGUUCCAAUCCAAUUGUAACAGAAAUCGAUAUAUUUACUAUAAACAUUUGAAUCAUCGCAACUCUAUAACAAAUACACAAAAAUUAACAAAUAAUUUGAAAGCAUUCAAUGCCAAAUAUCAUUCAGGUGCAUUUCUAUUCAAUAAUAGUAAUAAUAACAGCAAUAACAGUGGUAGUAAUGAUGGUAUAAAUAGCAUGACUUCACCGAUAACACCAAUGUCAAUGACACAGCAUAGAGCAACACUUUGUGCUUUGAAUAUAAAAGACAGAAAACCGUGUGAUAUAUGCGGUGAUGUAGCUGCUGGAUUUCAUUGUAAUGCAUAUGUGUGCGAAGCCUGCAAGAAAUUUUUUAUUCGUAGUUCUAAAGGAGAGAAUUUCAGUAAAUAUACAUGUACGAAAUCGAAUACAUGUGAAAUUAAUAAAGAUACUCGUACACACUGUCAACGCUGUCGUUAUCAAAAGUGUAUACAACUAGGAAUGGUAUUACCGGGAGCUGCUGUGUUUCCAGUUACUGAUAUAUCAGAAAUACCAUGUCGUGUUUGUGGAGCAAAAUCAUCAGGUUUUCAUUUUGGUGCAAUAACAUGCGAAGGCUGUAAGGGUUUCUUUCGAAGAACAAUCAAUGAGCGAGAAAGUCAACGUUAUACAUGUAGAAAUGGAGGCAACUGUGCUGUUACCGGUGCUACAAGAAAUAACUGCAAAAGUUGUAGAUAUCGUCGAUGUUUAGCUGUGGGAAUGUCAAAAGAUGGCAGUCGUAUUGGUCGUCAACCAAAUGCUAUAAAACAUCGUUGUGCUGUUGAAAUUGAACAAAUUCGAUCAGCCAUAUCUAAUUCAGGCAUACAUUUAAAACAACAUUCAAUGUCCAAUUGUUCAACAGUAUCAAAUUAUAAUUUUUUAUCACCAACACCAUCAUUAAAUAAUUUAUCACAUCAAUUAAUUCAAACAGAUCCAUUGAACCAGUCACAAUAUGAAUAUAAGAUUGAUAAUCACAGGGAAAUAGUCAAUUCAAGUCAUAAGUAUUGUUUAAAUAAAUCAAUUCCGCCAAUUUCUUCUCAUGUCACACAUUUAAAUACAUUUCCAUACCAGCCAACAAUAACAUCAGAAAUGAAUAUUAAUCUAUGCCAUAUGCAACAAGGCAAUAAAUCGUGUCAAAUAAUCGAUGAUAUUAAAGAAAUAACACCAACAACAAUAAGCUCUGCGUCAAAUCAAACAAUAUCUCAUCCGUAUAACAAUAUAAGUGAACAACAAUUCUACGAAAAUAAAUAUCAAACUGGUCAGAAUAAUGAAAUAUUCAAUUCUACACCAUUAUCAACAUUGUCUAGAGGUGCUACAAGUGAUUGUGAUGGGAAGAUAACAGUAACCAUCCAAUCAGAUGCUGUUACAUGUUUAAAUAAACAAAAAGAAUUCAAUGAAUUAAUUCAUAAUGAUUAUUCAUCAAUUGGUUUGAUAAAUUUAUCCAGAGCAGCACAAUUCUAUAGUCAACACGAGAAAGACUUACAAAUACAAUAUGAGAAUAAUUUAAAAACUCAUUCUCCUAUAUAUAAAGAUAAUUUAAUAAAGUCAAAAAGAAAUAACUCUGGUCCUGCUACUACGACUGGUACUAUUAACAGCAACAACAACAUUGAUAGUAGUGACCAUGUUAAUGAAUACAGAAAAUCAAUAAAAGAUAAAGAGGAUAAUGAAUAUUUGCCUUAUGAAAAUAUACAAGUGAAAAAAGAAUUUAGUCAGUGGAAUGAUAAUAUAGCGAUAACACCAACACCAACCAAUGAGGCACAGUCACCAAUUAAACAAACAAUAAAUUGGAAUAUUGAACAAGGUGAAGUGCUGAAUUCAAUGAUUCAAUCUAAUUCAAAACAGAUUAUACCUAAAUUGAAGCGAGCAAAUACUUCUAAAAAUUUAAAAGUGCACAUGACAAAUAAAACAAUGUCAACUGAUGAUCCAAUUGAGUCGUCAAUACUACCAUCGUCAAACGUCAUAACCCAAGAGACUGCUAACUGUCAUUCCUAUUCAAAUCAUAAAGAUGCAUAUACAUUUGAUAUAGAAAUUGAUACAGUGAAGAAUCCUGCAAGGAAGUGUAGACAAGCAAGUGAUAGUAGUAGUAGUAGCAACAACAGCAGCAGUAUCCUUGAAUCACCAAUAAUUAUCACUGAUAAUCAAUUAAACACUUAUGAAGACAAUAACAGGAUUAAUAAUAGUAAUAAUAAUAUAGAAGUAUCUGAUGGCAUACACCCUGAAUCAAUCAGUCCAUGCAAUAAACAAACUGAUCAAAGCCAACACCCACGAUUAUUAAGUCUACUAGAGAAAAGCGAUUUAGACAUAGAAUUAAUGGAACAAUUGAAAUCAACAAGUCAUGCUGUGUCCAGUAGAGGUUUGCAGACAUGCUUAGAAGAAUUUCCAAUAUCAAAUAUAAAUUCAACAAAGCUAUGCUAUUCAUCAUAUGAAUCACCGAAUACAUUUUAUAGUAUUAUUUGUAACAAUGAAUAUAAUACAGCUAUGAAUAGUGUUGCUGGUAAUAAUAUGAAUACUACAAAUGUAAAUAAAACUCUACCCUUUUCAUCAUCGUCACAGUUGAUUCCAACAGUUAAAGAUACUUUCAAUACAUCAACUUAUCUUAAUUUCUGCAUGGAUAAUAAUAAAUACACUAUUGAUGAUAAUGAUAACACAAUCAACAAAUCAUCUUCUGAUUUAUAUUUUGGACAAAAUUUAUUUGACAAUCAAAAUUCACAAUUUCAUAUUCAAUGUCCAACUGAUAUUUCAAAUGAAUGGCACAAUGGCACUGUUCAUUAUUUAACGGGAUCGAAUAAUAAUAAUAACAAUAAUAAUAGUCGAUUUAUACAAAGUAAUAAAUUCCUACAGUAUAUUAAAGAUGCUGCUAAUCAACUGCUUCAUUGUAGAUGCAGAAUAUCACAAAAUUUCAACUUGACAACGCAUGAAACUAAACAAAGCGUUGACAUUCUAUGGUUAAAUAUGAUGAAAUAUUUUGAAAAUCAUAUUUAUGAAAUUAUACAAUUUGCCCAAUCAAUUCCAUGUUUUCGUCAGCUAUCUGAAUUCGAUAUGAAAGUGUUACUACAACAAAGCAUUUAUCCAAUUAUAUUAAUUCAAUUAUCUCAGGAUUUUAAUAUUAAAACAAAAGAAUAUACUUAUUUUGCCCUUAAUAAUAACAAUAAUAGUAAUAAUGAAACAAAUUUCAGUCAAUUGUCAAUAUUAAAAAUUUUAAUUGAACAAAUUCAUUUAACAGAAAAACUUCUGGAACCAUUAGAAUUAAAUGAAACAGAAAUCGGUUUAUUGUGUUGUAUGGAAUUAUUUCAAGCAGAUGGAAGAUUGUUAAAUGAACCGUCAAAGGUGGAUGAAGCCUAUCAAGAAGUACUUCAUGUAUUCAAAGAAUAUGAAACAAAUCAAUACAGUACAGAUAUACGCUUCUAUAAAAUUUUGGCUAUUCUAACAAAUUUAGAUAAAAUGAAUAAGGAACACCAAAAUGUGUUGAGAAUACUUAAAAAAGAAAAUAAUCCCAUACCAUUUCCUGAUUUAUAUGUUCAAAUUCUUCAGCUGGAUGAAUCAGAAUCACUUAUCGAUAAUGGACUACUACUAUUACUGCUAAUGAUGAUGAUUAUCAUUAUGGCAAAAAAUCAAUAUGAGAGACUCUGCAUUCAUUACAAUGAAUGAAUAAACUGAUAGUUGAAUAAUACUGCUAAUAAUAAUUUAAAAAAGAUAACUUAAAACAUUGUGCAAUUUAUCCCCAUUCCCUUUACCCUUAAAUAAACUCAGGUUUUUGAGUAAUUUACUCCUUGAUAGCACCAUGUACUUACUACCUUACUUGUGAGCGUGUGCAUGCAGGUGGACGGAUGGACGUAAUGUUUUGAAAAGACCAGUAAAAAAAACAAACAAACAACAAAAACCCGGUGUGGUAUAUUUGUUAGAAAAUGGCAGCUUAUUACUGAUAAAGUGUAAACAUGUUGUGUGUUGAGACAAAGCAGUUUGACUUCAACAAAAAAAAACGACGAUAACUUUAUGUUUAUUGUUUCCCUUGAAUUCCCCUGUCCCCUCCCCAAACCCCCAAUUUUGUUUUCUAAAAGAAAAAUAUCGAUGGAUC
Molecule: messenger RNA, 4745 nt
Organism: Trichobilharzia szidati
Lineage: Eukaryota; Metazoa; Platyhelminthes; Trematoda; Strigeidida; Schistosomatidae
Source: the annotation of a GenBank genome assembly